Molecule: messenger RNA, 396 nt
Organism: Rotaria socialis
Lineage: Eukaryota; Metazoa; Rotifera; Eurotatoria; Philodinida; Philodinidae
Source: the annotation of a GenBank genome assembly
AUGGCAGCUUAUUCACACCCACACCCUCCAUUUAAAGAAUUAUCAUUUGAACAUAUUGAAUCUCGACUUAAAAAAUUAGUGCAUCUUGAGCGAAAAUAUUUAUCAAAAAGAAAUAAUGAUAAAUUGAUCAAAUUUAAAGAAGAUAUUUCUGAGAAACAAUUAUUGAAAACAAUAUCUACUGCUUCUUUUAUGAAAAAUCAACCGAAACGUUUGAUCAAUUGGAACGUUUUUUUUACACAUACUGAUUAUUUACCAUUGAACAAUAAUGAAAAAAUUAUUGAAACGAAAAAUAAACGUUAUAAAAUUAUACAAGAAACAAAACGUCAAUGGUUAAAUUAUUUCUUAAAUAUUUAUGAAAUAAAAAUACAAGAAUAUGAAGCACAAUAUCAAGAUUAA